Molecule: messenger RNA, 882 nt
Organism: Alternaria infectoria
Lineage: Eukaryota; Fungi; Ascomycota; Dothideomycetes; Pleosporales; Pleosporaceae
Exons: 1
Coding region: 1-882 (293 amino acids)
Source: RefSeq, a predicted model, not a curated record
AUGGCUUCACCUGAGAAAGAUUACUCGCCCCAGCCGUUCACGGAAGAUCAUCUGCUUUGGGUGCUGAAAAUGGGUGUUGACCGCAACAACCAGUCAGCCAGUCACGAAAACAUUCAGCUGGUGGGUGUGUACUGCAAAUCAGCGAACGACGAGAAGACUCUACAACAGGACUUGUACGAUUAUUGUCACGGCGACAAGGUUGCCGAACAAAACGUGGUCAAGCACCUGCCACAAAACAACCAAUCUAAGGCCAAGGUGGUCGAUUGCGCUGUCGAGGACUCUGCCAAUAGAGUUGCUUUCUACAUCAAAUUCAUAACGGAAAAGAACGCUGUUGUCGCAGAAAAGCUAAGGGGGUUAGCCGGAUCGGACUCUGUGGCUUUGUACACAGUGAGGGGACGAUCUAUCAAAACACUAGCCAAGGCAGACAGUCCCAAAGGCAUCGGUGAAGAUAUUUAUGUCGAAGAUAACAAUAAUGGAGGCGAUGACAAUAACGAAGAGGAAAUGGUCGACGACGAUGAGGAAAUGAGUGACGAUGAAGAAAUGGUCGACGAGGAACCGCCUAUCCAAAUAGAUGCAAUCAAACUGCUCGGAUCACCAUAUCUCAAUGAGAUUGUUUACACCGGCGGAAUUGAGUACUAUAUUGGAACCGUCAUCAAGACUUUCCUCGAUAAAAAAGCUGCCAUUUUGGAGAUCAGGAAGCAGACUGAACCAACGCCUGGUGAACCUGAGUAUAGGGUUGGACCCGCGGAUGCUAAAGGAGUUAUUGUGGCUAUGACGGCGGGAAAUGGUAAUAACUAUUUCAAGAAUAUGUCUUGGGUCACGAAGGUGGUUGCGAGUGGGUCUAAGCGGGCGGAUGAUUACACUCUCUCUUUUAAGGACUAA